Molecule: messenger RNA, 1728 nt
Organism: Fusarium odoratissimum NRRL 54006
Lineage: Eukaryota; Fungi; Ascomycota; Sordariomycetes; Hypocreales; Nectriaceae
Exons: 2
Coding region: 486-1238 (250 amino acids)
Molecular function (GO): transmembrane monodehydroascorbate reductase activity
Source: RefSeq, a predicted model, not a curated record
UGAAGAGCUAAUCUAGUAGCAUAAGCUGCUUGCUCGAUCAUAUCGAGUAAUAGAUAAUUACGCCGAAUUUAUGCAUAGAUCAUCUGCCAAUCCUUCAGUUCCGUUUCAUUUCCUUCUUCCUUACCCUAGACAUUGACGCGAUUACUGCGCUACAUGAUGUAUCCGUCGCUCUACCCCGCGCUAUUGCAAAAGGAUGACUUGUGAUUGGCCAAAGCUCGAUCGUCUCAUUGACGUCAACGGUGAUGGCAAAUAGAAGCGAAACGAAAACACGAAUCUGUCAUUGUAAACUUCUCACUUACAUACGUGAUCUAUCUGCAUUUGUGAAUCCCCUCCAAGUGCAUGCGCAGUUGCUAAGCCCGGGACGUGAAUAAGUGGCCAUAGAGUUCGACUCGGCACCUCUUUACCUGUUAUUUCGUUUGCAGAUCGCAUACACAAAGCUUGAGUCUCACGCUCAGAAGACAGCUCUUCCUGUUAGUUCGCUCACAAUGGCGAGUGCUGCAGGUGUUCCGGAGCGAUUUCCUCCAAUCGAAGAUUUGUCAGCCAGAGAAACUGAGCCUCUCCUUGGUCGACCUGGCGAUGCUGCGCAAGAAGAUGGCGUCCCCUUGAUCAAGAACCUCGUUCUCGGUACUGGGAUAGUAGCUCAGCUAGGCGUGGUCCUGCUCACUAUUCUGAUCUGGGCAAGCGUCCUCUCUAAGCCUUUGAUCCUCUUCUCAGCUCACCCACUCCUUCAAUCUCUCGCGGUUCUCACCCUGGCUCAGUCUGUUCUAAGUCUGCAGCCGACUCAUACGGCAGAGCAGAAGCGCGUCGGCCAGCGCGUACAUGCCAGUCUCAACCUCGUGGCCUUCUUGAUCCUUGUUGCUGGCGUGACCAUCAUCGAGUAUAACAAGAUUGCAAACAACGGUCCUCACUUUCACUCUGUCCAUGGAUAUCUCGGUGUCAUCACUUCUAUCGUUCUUCUCCUCCAGUACGGUGUUGGUUUCACCAUGUGGGCUACCCCAGCCCUGUAUGGCGGCGUGGAUAAUGCCAAGGCUGUCUGGAAGUAUCAUCGCUGGAGUGGAUAUAUCAUCUUUGUUCUGCUCUUGACUACCGUCGUUAGUGCCGUCGAGACAGACUACAACCAUAAUGUACUCAAGAUCAAGCUGUGGGCCGUGCUCUUGCUGGCUAUUGUCACUUUGGUGGGUGUUGUGCCUCGGAUUCAGAAGCAAAAGCUCGGCUUCCCAGGUCCUGGCUCGACUUGAUCAUCCUUGGUCUAUAUCGCUUGACCACUGCUGGAAACCCAAUUGCAUGGAAUCUGUAGGUCAUACUCCCAUGUUCGAUGAGUUCGCAUACAACCUUAGAACACGGCGUCUGGUGUAUGUUCUCAGUGUUUGGAACCAUCCUGAAAGCUUUUGUACGGCGCCUCUGGCACAAUUAUGUGAGGAAUUUGCUGGGAGAAGUCGCGCCUCUCGCUGCUAUCAGCGAGUGAGAUCUCAUCACGUUUAAUACUAGCUCUCUUUUUCCGCUUUUUUUUAAUUAGGCAUCGACGCUUAACUAAUACAUUCUGAUCAAUUUACCAGUCUCACGAUGCGAUAUGGGAAAUAUAGCUUGCGACGAAAUUAGCAACUGCGUGUUCUCGACUUCUGAGUUGUACCGACCUUAAAAGCUACAGUGUUGCAUAUUGACCAUUCAAAAGACUCGUAGUCAUAGAUUCGCCCUUUCUUCAGUGCAAAUGUACAAAAUGUGCAUAAC